GACGACUUUUGGCCACCAGAAAUAUCUCAAAGGCAUAAAAACGAAACUGCCUCGUCUCAAGCAUUUUUGGGAUCAUUAGUCGAGUUUUGGUCAACCAUGAACAUGAAUCAAGUUUUAGAGUAUGUCGAAACUGAUCCUACAGGUCGCUACGGACGUUUUGCAGAAGUUCUUGGAAGGGGAGCGAUGAAGACAGUGUACAAAGCAAUCGAUGAGAUGCUGGGAAUAGAAGUAGCGUGGAGCCAGGUGAAGCUAAAAGAGGUUCUGCGUUCCUCUGUUGAUCUACAGAGGCUCUACUCCGAGGUUCAUCUUCUCAGCACUCUCAACCACAAAUCUAUCAUUCGUUUCUACACUUCUUGGAUCGAUGUUCAUUCCCAUACUCUCAACUUCAUCACCGAGCUAUUCACUUCUGGGACCCUCCGACAAUACAAAAAUAAGUACUUGCGGAUAGAUAUCCGAGCGAUCAAGUCCUGGGCUCGGCAGAUCUUGGAAGGGCUUGUUUAUCUCCACGGGCACGACCCUCCUGUAAUUCAUAGAGACCUUAAGUGUGAUAACAUCUUUGUUAAUGGCCAUCUUGGGCAAGUCAAAAUUGGCGAUCUUGGUCUUGCAAGGAUGCUGCGGGACUGCCACUCUGCCCAUAGUGUCAUCGGCACUCCCGAGUUCAUGGCUCCAGAAUUAUAUGAAGAGAACUAUAAUGAACUCAUUGACGUUUAUUCCUUUGGUAUGUGCUUUCUGGAGAUGAUCACCUCUGAGUUUCCGUAUAGUGAGUGCAACAAUUCGGUGCAGAUUUACAAGAAAGUUAGUGCGGGAAAGCUACCAGGAGCCUUUUACAGGGUUGCAGACGUCGAGGCACAGAGGUUCAUCGGGAAAUGCCUUGUGCCUGCCUCAAAGAGAGUAUCAGCAGAAGAACUGUUGCAAGAUCCAUUUCUCGCGUCUGAUGAGUCUUGGAUGGUGUACGCGAGAGGUGGGGGGAAUCCAAUGCCCUUCUUGAAUGAGAAUGAAAUGGACACACUAACGUUGGAAGAGGAGGAUGAGUUAGGAAGGACCCAGAUGACAAUCAAGGGGAAGCUGAACGCUGAAGAUAACACAAUCCAUCUGAAUGUACUAAUCGCUGAUGAAAAUGAAUGGGACCCAGUCGAGAUUGCAAAAAUGAUUGAUGGAGAGAUCUCUUCUUUGGUGCCUGGUUGGAUUUACGAGGAAGAUGAUGAAACCCCUCAUGAUUAUCAUACCACUCAUUAUCACUCUUCUUCAUCGCCUUCAUCAUCCUCUCAAGCUUCACUCGCUAACUAUAUGGCAAGAGGCCGUCAAGAUUGGCUACAAGAUGAUUUUCACGAUGAGACGCAUUCUCAAAGUUCUUCCAAUUCAGGGUCUUACUCCAACCUCAACUACAUAUCUGUUGAUGAGCACAGCUCCCAAACUCCUGUUACGACCAGAGCUCACAACGUGACGAGGUUUUUCCCCGGAGAAAGCUCUCAUCCACAGCCAGGACAAGGCAACAUGUAUGCGGCUUCCAGUUCGAGACACAGGAGACUGGCUUCAGACAACCGGUCACUUACAAGGAACCGAUCGCUUGUAGACGUGCAGAGCCAGUUACAGCAGCGGUCGCUGGUGGAAGAGGCUAGAAGAAGAAGGUUGAUCAGAACUGUUGGAGACGUAGAAACAGUUGGGUUUCAGUCACCUUAUGCGGUUUCCCGGAAUCCACGGGGCUCAAGGCGCUAG
Molecule: messenger RNA, 1716 nt
Organism: Thlaspi arvense
Lineage: Eukaryota; Viridiplantae; Streptophyta; Magnoliopsida; Brassicales; Brassicaceae
Source: the annotation of a GenBank genome assembly